Colletotrichum gloeosporioides is the source of this 321-nucleotide messenger RNA. RefSeq lists its product as uncharacterized. The record is from RefSeq and is a predicted model, not a curated record. The coding region runs from base 1 to 321 and encodes 106 amino acids. Lineage: Eukaryota; Fungi; Ascomycota; Sordariomycetes; Glomerellales; Glomerellaceae. The transcript has a single exon.
AUGGCGUCAGUCCAGAACGCCAAGGCCCGUCUCUGGUAUAGGAUUCUGUAUCGCAACGCCCUCCGAGCCGUUCAAUUCUCGGCGCCAGCUCGAUACGUCGUCCGCGACCAGCUAAGGGCGGCCUUCCGAGAGAAGGACGGAAAAUUGAACCAUCAGGUAUGCCAGAGGACGAACUGGUUUCUACAAAACGCGGCCCAGGACAGGGGACUUGAGCACAAGAUCCUCAAGAAUCUCAUCAACGUUGCAUGUGAGCGUUACAAGAAGAAACUGUGGAGGGCGAAUUACCAGAAGGAUAAGGAUAGGAAACAUAAGCCCAUGUGA